UCCUUUGCCCAGAGUUUUGGGCAGGACGCAUCCGCUCAUUCAUACAUUAUAGCCGCCAAGCAUACGUUUGCGAAUGCACCUUUGCUCAUGCUCAGACAUGGAUGAAUAUAUUUCUAUGCAUAGUAAAAUCUGCAAGGUCUUAGAUUUCACCUGAUUUGGUUGGUUUGGUGGAAUCUCGGCGUAAAUGGUUUGCCCAGCAAAUUUUGCUUCCGGGCGUCGAUGCCAAGUCCAAUACACGGUGUGCAAGAUUCGGCACAUGAAAUUGAAUACAGUUGCAUGGAGAUUUGGAAUAAACAAGGAUCUCGGACACCCCACGCACUCUGCGUGGCCGUUACCCGUCUCCACUGCCUGCUUACAGCGGUCCCUUCACACAGCCCGCGGCGUGGCUACCUGCAACUCCGCAUCUGCCGCGGACGCUCUCCCCGGCGCCAGCACACCCGCAGUCUCCACCCUUGGAGUCGUAGGACCCUCCGAGUCCUCAGCCCUCCUGUCAACACCACCGGAUUCCCAUGCCGCUGCUGCCGCAGCGACCACCGCCGUCACCGCCUCCCGAACCCCAGCGGCAGUGGUCCUGGGUAUUGAAAGCAGCUGUGACGACACGGGGGUGGCUGUGGUGGCCUCGGACGGCCGUGUUCUGGGCGAGGCCAUCGCCACUCAGGCCCAUGUGCACGCGCAGUGGGGUGGAGUGGUGCCCAAUUUAGCUCGUGACGCACACGCGGCUGCUAUCGACCGGACCGUGGAUGCCGCACUAGCGGCGGCUGGACUGGAGCCCCGACAGCUGACGGCUGUGGCAGUUACCAUCGGCCCAGGGCUGGGGCUGUGCUUGCGGGUCGGCGUCGCCAAGGCGCGGCAACUGGCCCGCCAGUACGGCAUCCCGCUGGUCUCCGUACAUCACAUGGAGGCUCAUGCACUCGUAUCGCGGCUCCCACCGGCCGCGGCGGCGGCGGCGCCGCCGGCAGUACGGAUGGCGGCCACCCUUAUGACGGCAGCAGCUGCGGCAGCGACCUGCGAGUCUGCGGCAGUCGCGGCGGGUAUCGACACCGCGGCGGUGCGCGAUGACAUCAGUAACUUCGCUGCGGUGCCCUUUCCCUUUCUUUGCUUGCUGGUAUCUGGCGGCCACAACCUUCUGGUGCUGGUUCGCGGGGUGGGAAAAUAUGUGCAGCUGGGGACGACGGUAGACGAUGCACUGGGCGAAGCGUACGACAAGGUCGCUCGGCUGUUGAACCUGGAGCUGCGACCUCACGGCGGUGCGGCGCUGGAGGCUCUCGCCCGUGAAGGCGACCCGGGGGCGUUUAGGUUCGCGGUUCCCAUGCGCAAGCACGCCACCUGCGACUUUUCCUUUGCGGGUUUGAAAACCAACACCCGGCUCGCCAUCGAGCAGCAUCUCGACCCCCAGCGGACGUCCUGGAUGACCCCGGAUCAAGUCAACAAGCUCCAGGUCAAGGCCGACAUUGCGGCGUCGUUCCAGUUCGUGGCGGUGACCCACCUAACGGAGAAAACCCGCAGAGGAGUGGGCUGGGCCCGGGAGCUGGUUCCGGAGCUGCGGCACCUGGUGGUUGCGGGCGGCGUGGCGUGCAACCAGGUGGUGAGGAAGAGCCUGCAGCAGCUGGCUGAGUCUGAGGGCCUGGAGCUGGUCUUGCCCCCGGCCCGUUGGUGCACUGACAACGGCGUUAUGGUAGCCUGGGCGGGCAUUGAGCGCCUGGCGCAGGGCUGGGCGGAACCCCCGCCGCCGCCGCCGCCGCCGCCGUCAUUGUCACAGCCAGUGGGGGUCAUAGGGGCGGAGCACGAACAGACCACAGCAGCAGAAUUCCGCUCCAGGUCCGAGAGGAAUCAAGAAGCGUUAGGGACCAGUCCGGGUUCGGGGUUGGGUGCGGGAGCGGGAGUGGGGCCCGCGGUGGGGGUGGAGACGGAGUGGAUCGAGCUGAAGCCUCGGUGGCCGCUGACUUCGGAGCUUCACCCUCGGACGGCGGCUGCCCAACUGGAGCUCCGGCGCUCGGCGGCCAGGGCACUACCAGCAGUAAAUGGCCAGAAGCGGAGGGGAAAGGACAGAUCGCCGAGGAUGGUAGGUCAGCGGACGCAACAGCUGCAAUGGUAA
Messenger RNA from Volvox carteri f. nagariensis, 2095 nucleotides. RefSeq lists its product as uncharacterized. Lineage: Eukaryota; Viridiplantae; Chlorophyta; Chlorophyceae; Chlamydomonadales; Volvocaceae. Bases 185 to 2095 code for a protein of 636 amino acids. Gene Ontology annotation, biological process: tRNA threonylcarbamoyladenosine modification. Gene Ontology annotation, cellular component: mitochondrion. The transcript is spliced from 10 exons. The record is from RefSeq and is a predicted model, not a curated record.